This is a messenger RNA of Lolium rigidum, 1134 nucleotides long. Its product is annotated as protein LIKE COV 2-like. The record is from RefSeq and is a predicted model, not a curated record. Gene Ontology annotation, cellular component: Golgi apparatus. The coding region runs from base 16 to 795 and encodes 259 amino acids. The transcript is spliced from 8 exons. Lineage: Eukaryota; Viridiplantae; Streptophyta; Magnoliopsida; Poales; Poaceae.
UUGGGGAGAAGCGCCAUGGCGGACGAGAAGGAGUCCACGUCGGUCCCGCUCAGCCAGGCGGCGGAGGCGGUCGACCCCGAGGACCCGGCCAAGUCGCCGCCGCGACCCAGCUCGCCCACCGCCUCCACACGCAAGGCAUGCUGCGCUGUUCUUCAAAGUUGGGUGUCGAGAAAAUUUAUGACCGGAUGUGUAGUUCUUUUUCCUGUGGCCUUCACCUUCUUCAUCACAUGGUGGUUCGUUCAGUUUGUUGAUGGUUUUUUCAGUCCACUAUAUGCAAAAGUCGGAAUCAACAUAUUCGGUCUUGGUUUUCUGACUUCUCUGGCAUUCAUAUUUCUGGCUGGAAUAUUUGUUUCUUCGUGGUUGGGUUCAACUGUCUUCUGGGUUGGAGAAUGGUUCAUCAAGAAAAUGCCAUUUGUAAAGCACAUAUAUUCGGCAUCAAAGCAAGUCAGCACUGCCAUUUCACCAGAUCAAAAUACAACAGCAUUUAAAGAAGUUGCGAUAAUUCGGCAUCCACGUGUUGGUGAAUAUGCAUUUGGAUUUAUAACAUCAAAUGUUGUCCUUCAGACAGACAAAGGCGAUGAGGAACUGUGUAGUGUUUAUGUGCCAACAAAUCAUCUAUAUAUCGGUGAUAUAUUUCUGCUGAACACUGACGAGAUCAUCAGACCGAACUUAUCCAUUCGAGAAGGAAUUGAAAUUAUCGUUUCUGGAGGAAUGACCAUGCCACAGGUGAUAGCAUCACUCGAACCCAUCCCAAAGAAGAGCCAGAGCAUCCGCCUAAAUAGAAUAAUGACAUGAAGAGUCGUUGAUACUACGAACUCGUGGAUGCGUGGAUGGGCGACUCAGGUGCUGGUCUGUUUGUGCUGUUCGUAUGUAAUGUGUUACAUGUUGAGGUUGGAUUUGGGAAUGUGAUGAACAAGCUGGACUUAAGCAUCAUAUCGACGCCCUGGAAUACUAUCAUAUGACACCUGUUGCUCUUCUCUCUGUUAGCUGACUGGCCCAAAAUGUUAACUUUGGUGCACCUGAGUGUACAAGUAGUGUGCCUGAUUAAAUUCAUUUGUAAAAGUGUGCCGUGUAACACCAUGUUGACUUCGUUACUAUAGUAUACAAAGUGCUGACUGGUUUCUUCGCGACCAA